This is a messenger RNA of Ordospora colligata OC4, 342 nucleotides long. RefSeq lists its product as uncharacterized. Gene Ontology annotation, cellular component: SOSS complex. Gene Ontology annotation, molecular function: DNA binding. Gene Ontology annotation, biological process: response to ionizing radiation; mitotic cell cycle checkpoint signaling; double-strand break repair via homologous recombination. The coding region runs from base 1 to 342 and encodes 113 amino acids. The record is from RefSeq and is a predicted model, not a curated record. Lineage: Eukaryota; Fungi; Microsporidia; Ordosporidae. The transcript has a single exon.
AUGAAUAAGAUUGUAGAUAUAGGAGAGUAUCAUAAGAAUGUAUGCCUUGAGUUUAUUCUAAUAAAGUGCCUAGAAAUAAAUAAGACAAAAGACAACGAUGCAGUAUCAACAUGGCUGGUUGGGGAUGAAAGCGGAACGAUUGAACUUGGCUUGUGGAACACAGUUUUGAAUGCUGGUGAUGUUAUAUGCUUGAAUGGAGGAUACACUUCGCUAUUCCAAGGAAGAAAGAGACUGUUUGUGUCCAAAAGUGGAACAAUUAGCAGAGUCAGAACAUUUAGAAAGAUAUUCAAAGUGAAUGAGGAGCACAUGGAAUUCAUGAGUUCUGAUUCACACGCUUAUUGA